This is a messenger RNA of Colletotrichum abscissum, 909 nucleotides long. RefSeq lists its product as uncharacterized. The record is from RefSeq and is a predicted model, not a curated record. The coding region runs from base 1 to 909 and encodes 302 amino acids. Lineage: Eukaryota; Fungi; Ascomycota; Sordariomycetes; Glomerellales; Glomerellaceae. The transcript has a single exon.
AUGGGUAACCCAAGCCUAGCCCAAAGCUACCGCAGUGCCAUGCGCCGUCACCGCUUCGGCUACGCGCUCUAUGAGCCAGCCCCCUUCUCCCGCUUGCGACCGGGUAUGCUGGGCUACCUCGAUGAUGAGUACCAGCGGUGGCACCCCAUCCUCGACCUAGCCGACGCCGAGGCCGUUAAGGCCGCCGGGCUCGCCCCGCUGGGAUACCUGCAGCGCAGCCCGCCCGACCCGCGCCGGUACGGGCCACUGAAGGCAGACAAAGUCACCGAGACAAGCGUGGAGCUAGAAGCGGGCGUGGGCGGAGCGGCCGUGGGUCUUCCAGUCGAGGUUGCUGCUGUUUUCAAGUACAGCACCGCGGGCAGCUUUGGGGCUGUGUUGCUCUGCGGGGACGAGAUUGUGUCCGAAGGGUUUGACUUUCGCGAUCCGUUUCUUGCGUGGCUUCAGAUCCAUGCCAAGGUGCUGUUUGCCAAGUAUCCUGAUGCGAAGAAACAUGGUCUCUGUGCCGUGACCUGGACUUACUCGUCGGCUGAUGUUGGGAUUACCACAUGGGAUAGCUCCAAGGGCAGCGCCACGGUUGGGUGUGAUGUCGGCGCUGCUGACGUUGCCAAGGUCGGUCCCAAGGUGUCGUGGGUUAGGGGCGCAUCGAGCAGCGGCUGGUCAACUUGGAAGGACCAAAAACGCGUUGUCUUUUUUGCUGGCGUCAAGAUCAAGACUGGGUUGUUUGGGUCUCUGCGGGAAGAGUCAGAGAAGAAUUGGCGUGGCGGUGACGAGGCUUUCAUUGUCCACGAUGAUGAAAAUGGCACCUACACGGUUUCGGUUGAGCAAUUUGGAGAUGAUUGGCAUCGCAUUCGCAGAGCUGGGGAGGGGGGCCAUAUUGUGCCUCAGGAUUCUGAUGAUGAAGAGAAAUAA